CAAAACAAAUUAAAAUAUGUUGUCUGACAGUCUCAUCUAGACACAGAGACCAUGGUCAACCAGAGCUCCCCCAUGGGCUUCCUCCUGCUGGGCUUCUCUGAACACCCACACCUGGAAAAGAUUCUCUUCGUGGUUGUCUUGUGCUCCUACCUCCUCACUCUCCUAGGAAACACACUCAUCCUCCUGCUGUCCACACUGGACCCCAGGCUCCACUCUCCAAUGUACUUCUUCCUCUCUAACCUCUCCUUCUUGGACCUCUGCUUCACCACAACCUGUGUCCCCCAGAUGCUGUUCAACCUCUGGGGCCCCACAAAGACCAUCAGCUUCCUGGGAUGCUUUGUCCAGCUCUUCAUCUUCAUGUCCCUGGGGACAACAGAGUGCAUCCUCCUGACAGUGAUGGCCUUUGACCGCUAUGUGGCUGUCUGCCAGCCCCUGCACUAUGCCACCAUCAUCCACCCCCGCCUAUGUCGGCAGUUGGCAGGUAUAGCCUGGGCUAUAGGUUUGGUCCAAUCCAUAGUUCAGACACCUCCCACCCUCCGCCUGCCCUUCUGUCCCCACAGGCAGAUAGAUGACUUUUUGUGUGAAGUCCCAUCUCUAAUUCGACUGUCCUGUGGGGACACCACCUACAAUGAGAUCCAGAUGGCUGUGGCCAGCAUCUUCAUCGUGGUUGUGCCUCUGAGCCUCAUCCUGGUGUCUUAUGGUGCCAUUGCUAGGGCAGUGCUGAGGAUAGGUUCUGCAAAGGGGCGCAGGAAAGCUUUUGGGACCUGUUCGUCCCACCUCAUUGUGGUCACCCUCUUCUACAGCUCAGUAAUUGCUGUUUAUCUGCAGCCCAAAAAUCCCUAUGCCCAAGAGAGGGCGAAGUUCUUUGGUCUCUUCUAUGCAGUGGGCACCCCCUCACUCAACCCUCUUGUGUACACCCUGAGGAACAAGGAGGUAAAGAGGGCCUUCUGGAGGCUGCUAGGAAAAGAAGGGGACUCUGAGGAAAGCUAA
This is a messenger RNA of Apodemus sylvaticus (European woodmouse), 990 nucleotides long. Its product is annotated as olfactory receptor 2H2-like. The coding region runs from base 52 to 990 and encodes 312 amino acids. Gene Ontology annotation, cellular component: membrane. The transcript has a single exon. Gene Ontology annotation, biological process: G protein-coupled receptor signaling pathway. NCBI's taxonomy places the organism in Eukaryota, Metazoa, Chordata, Mammalia, Rodentia, Muridae. Gene Ontology annotation, molecular function: G protein-coupled receptor activity; olfactory receptor activity. The record is from RefSeq and is a predicted model, not a curated record.